Erpetoichthys calabaricus (reedfish) is the source of this 1000-nucleotide messenger RNA. RefSeq names its product SIN3-HDAC complex associated factor, like (gene sinhcafl). Gene Ontology annotation, biological process: negative regulation of cell migration. NCBI's taxonomy places the organism in Eukaryota, Metazoa, Chordata, Cladistia, Polypteriformes, Polypteridae. The coding region runs from base 112 to 759 and encodes 215 amino acids. The transcript is spliced from 6 exons. The record is from RefSeq and is a predicted model, not a curated record.
UAAUAUGAUAAUAUCCAGCUGUAUGCAGAAGUCGUAGUAGGACAUGCGCAGUAGUCUAUUUAGAAAACGGUAAGGAUUCAAAGUUUUUUGUUUGCUUCUCUCGGUGGAGAGAUGUUCGGCUUUCAUAAAUCCAAGAUCUACAGGAGCCACGAGGGCUGCUGCAUCUGCAAGACCAAGUCGUCCAGCUCCCGCUUCACGGACAGCAGGAGAUACCAGGAAAACUUCCGGCUCUGUUUUGGCUUGAUGGAAGAUCGCACUGGAGAUAUCUGCAAUGCUUGUGUGCUGCUAGUGAAACGGUGGAAAAAACUUCCUCUUGGCUCCAAAAAGAACUGGAACCAUGUUGUAGAUGCGCGAGCUGGACCAGGGUUCAAAUUGACAAAGCCCAAAAAGAUAAAAAUUGUGGAUGGCAAAAAGAAAAGUAAGCUUGCAAAACUGCACAAGUUGAAAAGGCAAAAUUCUGAUGCCCACAGCACAACAUCUAGUGCUUCUCCUUCACAGUCCCCAAGUUACAGCAACCACUCAGAUGAAGGGUCAGACAUCGAGUCCAAACGAAGACAUUCAUCCCCUGCAGUUCUUUCCUUCAUUGAUCUUACUUACUGGAAAAGGCAAAAGGUGUGUUGUGGAAUUAUUUACAAAGGCCGUUUUGGCGAGGUCAUGAUUGAUUCCCGUAUGUUCAAACCUUGCUGCAGUGCAAAAAAGUCAACAACCCUCUCUCAGCCUCCCCCACCGUCACUGCAGGAAUUGAAGGAGGAGUGGUAAGGGGUCUCGGAUGCUAUAUUGCGCUCUCAGGAUAUACCCUGGGUACACUUACUUUUGUCUCCAGUGGCAGACUCUCAUUCUUGUUUGUAUAAUUCCUGUCGUCGUCCACCUUAUUAAAAACAAACAAACAAAAAAAGGUAAAUCAUUCAGGCACACAAGCUAUGAAACCAUAAAGUUGUGCAUCUUUACAGGAAAUUGAUUUUUUCAGCAUCUCUUUCUGAGAAGAAAAUGCUGUUUUUAA